Molecule: messenger RNA, 4495 nt
Organism: Dryobates pubescens (Downy woodpecker)
Lineage: Eukaryota; Metazoa; Chordata; Aves; Piciformes; Picidae
Product: macrophage mannose receptor 1
Exons: 30
Coding region: 107-4381 (1424 amino acids)
Molecular function (GO): signaling receptor activity
Source: RefSeq, a predicted model, not a curated record
CCGAGGAGCAGCGCUUGCUGUCAUCUCUUCCUCUGCACUUCACCACCUGCAGCUCUCAUCACCCAGCUUUGGAUGAAGGGCAGAGAAGAAAACCUCUUUUACAACUAUGUACUCCAGGUUCUGGCUUGUCCUUUCUCUUGUCCACAGCACCUGGCAGCUGGCAGACAGGGAAACAUUUUUAAUAUACAACACAUUCCACAAGCUCUGCCUGCAGGCAUCCGUCACUGGGGCAGUCAGAACUGCCACUUGCCAUCAGGACAACGAAGCACAACAAUUCAGGUGGAUCACUGACCAUCAGCUUAUGAACGUGUGGCUGAACCUGUGCCUAGGGGUGCCAGCAAAGCAGGACCAGGCUGUGACCAGCCUGGCCCCGUGUAGCCCAAGCAGUGAGCUGCAGUGGUGGGAAUGCAGGAAUGAAAGCCUUCUGGCAAUCCAAGGAGAAGACUUGUUUUUGGGGCCUGGCAGAGAAGAGCAUGAUCAAGUUUUGUUAAGUGAGGGGUUAAGUGUGAAGAAGAACUGGAAGAUCUACGGGCCCACGGGUGGAUUAUGUUCCCAGGGAUAUGAAGAGACCUUCACGCUGCUGGGCAAUGCUUUCGGGGCCCCCUGCGUGUUCCCCUUCCUGUACCAGGGGCGGUGGCUGGCGACGUGCACGGCUGGGGGCCCGGGGGCCGGCCGCCGCUGGUGCGCCACCACCCCCGACUACGACCGCCACCAGCGCUACGGCCUCUGCCCACACACAGACAUAGACAGCACCUGGACUACAGAUCCAGCAACAAAUACCCACUACCAAAUCAACUCUGAAGCAGCUCUCACGUGGCACCAAGCCAGGAAGAGCUGCAGGCAGCAAGGUGCAGAACUGUUGAGUGUCACAGACAUCCAUGAACAGAUACUCCUGAAAGAGCUGACAGAAGACACAGACUCUGCCCUGUGGAUGGGGCUCAACAGGCUAGACUUGAGGAGUGGCUGGGAGUGGAUUGGAGGCAGCCCUCUGCGGUACUUGAACUGGGCUCCAGGAAGUCCCUCACCAGAAUCUGGAAAACUCUGUGGAGUUUUGAAUCCUGAAACGAAAGGCCAAUGGCAGAACUGGGAAUGUGAUCAGAAGCUUGGUUACAUCUGUAAGAAGAGAAACUUUCCCUUGGCUCCCUCAGGUGACACUGGGGCUGUGACUUGCCCAGAUGGAUGGGUACCAUACACAGAGCACUGUUACAAGAUCUUCAGGGAGAACAAAGGAUGGGAAGAAGCUCUGAGCUCUUGUCAGAGGGAGAGGAGUCACCUGGCCAGCAUUCAGAGCCUUGAGGAGCACAGCUUUAUCGUGUCUCGCCUUGGGUACAAGCCUACAGACAAGCUGUGGAUUGGGCUGCACGAUCAGAGGGUCCCAAUGUACUUUGAAUGGAGCGAUGGCAGCCCUGUGACCUACACCAAGUGGCAGCUGGGAGAGCCAUCCAGCACACAGAGCAGGCCAGAAGGCUGUGUGCUCCUCAGGGGCAAGGAUGGCUACUGGGCAGACCAUGGCUGUGAGCAAAAAGCUGGCUACAUCUGUAAGAAAGGACCUGCAGCAGAAAUGGCUGGGGAAAAGGAAACCUCUGAGGAAGGCUGCAAAAAAGGCUGGAGCAGGUACAGCACCUACUGCUAUUUCAUUGGACAUGAUUCAGCAAGGUUUGCAGAAGCACAAGCCACUUGCCAAGGAGAAGAAGGUCACUUAGCCACGGUUGAAAGCAGGUAUGAACAAGCUUACCUGACCAGCCUGGUUGGGCUGAGGCCUGACAAAUAUUUCUGGCUUGGUUUGUCUGACACAGAGGAACAAGGCACUUUCAAGUGGGCCAGUGGAGAAGCUGUCUCCUUCACACACUGGGAUGCAGCAAUGCCUGGGAAUAACCCAGGAUGUGUAGCCAUGAGAACUGGGACUGCAGCUGGGUUGUGGCAUGUUCUGGACUGUGAGACAAAGCAAAAGUACAUCUGCAAACAGUGGGCAAAGAGUGCAACAGCUCCUCCUCUUCCAGCUACUGCUCCUGCCCCUACGUGCCCUGAGGGCUGGAGCUCAAACCACCACAGCAGCUCCUGCUUGAAAAUUUUUUGCAGGUCGGCCACGAGAAGGAAAUCCUGGCUCGAAGCUCGGGACUUCUGUCGGCACAUGGGAGGGGAUCUGGCCACCACCAACAGCAAAGAGGAGGCACUGGUACUGAAGCAAGCAAUGCAGGAUGGUCACUGUAAAUAUGAAAUAGCUUGGCUGGGUCUGUAUUCCCUGAAUCCAGAGGAAGGAUUUGCCUGGAGUGAUGGCUCUCCAGUGAAGUACAUCAGCUGGGAAGACAGCCCCAGAAGUUCAGGGGGAGGCAAGUCCUGUGGUGCCUACAAGCACAGCUGGGAUUAUGUUCAGCGAUGGUCCUUCUCGCUCUGUGAAGCACAGCUCAGCUGGGUCUGCCAGGUGAAAAAAGGAGUGCCAUUAAGACCUGAACCACCUGACACAUAUGUGUACGAAACCACAGCGGAUGGCUGGGUGAUAUAUGAGGACAAGCUGUAUUACAUCAGCAGGGAAUCUGUCCCCAUGGACAAAGCCCAAGAGUUCUGCAGGAGCAAUUCUGCUGACCUGGCUGUUGUGAGCAGUAACAGUGAGAGAAGGUUCCUGCAGAGAGCACUCAAAGAAAGUAGCUCCUGGGGUCAGAGAAGAGGAUACUUUAUUGGUCUGCAAGUGAGUCUGGAUAAAAAGUUUAGCUGGACAGAUGGGACUCCAGUGACCUAUGUGGCCUGGGCUCCCAAUCAGCCCAACUUUGCCAACAAUGAGGAAAACUGUGUGGUGAUGUUUGCAGAGGAAGGCCUGUGGCAUGAUUUAAACUGUGGGGUCCCCAAUCGAUUCAUCUGUGAAAAACACAACAGCUCUGUUAACUCAACCUUUGCUUCCCCACUGCCUACUGGAGGAUGCCCAGACAGCUGGGGUUUCUUUAACUACAAGUGUUUCAAAGUAUUUGCUUCCAAUGCCACCAGCAGGCUCCCCUGGCAUGCUGCACGAGAUGCCUGUACCCAGCUGGGAGGCAACCUGGCCAGCAUUCCAAACCAGCAAGUGCAAGCUUUCCUGCUCUAUCACUUAAAGGCGGCCACGACUGAUGUGUGGAUUGGGAUGAAUGACAUCAACAGGGAGCUGACAUUUCUCUGGACAGAUGGCAGCAGUGUUUCCUACACCAACUGGGCUCCUGGUGCCCCAGAGAAGAAACAAAGCUACUUUAACCAUUAUGACUUGGAAAUGCUGACUGACUUCAGUAUAGAGACAGAUUGUGUCUCCAUGGUGAGGUCUGAUGGGAGGUGGAGGGAUCAGAGCUGUGACAACGAGGCAGGCUACAUAUGCCAGCUGGAGCCAGCUGCCACACAGACUUCAGCACAAACAACACACACACCCUCUGGCUUUGCCCCUUAUGGUGACAGCAGCUACUUGAUCAUCUCAGCUGAAAUGCAAUGGGAAGAGGCCAGGAAAAGCUGCCAAGAGAGAGGUGCAGACCUUGCCAGCAUUCAGGAUGCCCACAGCCACUCAUUCCUCUGGAUCCAGGUGUUGAAGUAUGGAAAACCAGCAUGGAUUGGUCUUAACAGCAACAUGACUGGCAGCUACUCCAAAUGGACUGACCACUGGAAAACCAGGUACACAAGAUGGGCAGCAGGAGAGCCAAGGGAGAACAGUGCUUGUGUCUACCUGGGCCUGGAUGAUGCCUGGAGAACAGCACCCUGCAAUGAAAGCUACUUUGCAGCCUGUAAGAAAUCAGAUGCUGUAGCUCCUACUGACCCUGCACAGCUGCCUGGAGACUGCCCUGAAGCAGAGGACCUGCGAGCUUGGAUCCCUCACCGUGGCCACUGCUACUACCUGGAGGCAUCAGCGGGGACCAGCUGGGGUCUGGCCUCGCUGGAGUGCACUCGCUUAGGUGCUACCUUGGUGUCAAUAGAAAGCAUUGAUGAAUCUGACUUUCUGAUCCAUGCCAUCCAUCCCCUGGGAAACAAAGUAGGAGGCUUCUGGAUAGGACUGUACCAAAAUGUGGAUGGCCAGUGGCUGUGGCUAGAUAAUGCUUCACUGGCCUUUGUCAACUGGAAGGAGAAAGAGUCCAGUGGGCUGCAUGGCUGUGUGGAGAUGACUGCAGCAGCUGGUUCCUGGGAUGACAUCAACUGCUCCUCUCAGAAAGGAUUUAUCUGCAAAAAACCCAAAGCUGAGCCAAGUGGGAGCCCUCUGCAGCACCAAGGGAAGGGGCAGCACGGAGAGACUCCCCCAGCUGUUCACCUCUCUGUCUGGCCUCUCCUUGCCUUGGCUCUUGUCACCCUGCUGGGGGCUGCCCUCGCAGGCUAUUUCUACCAGAGAAAAAGACAGCACCAACCAUCAGCACAUCCUGGCCAUGAAACACUUCUCUGAUGAUGUGCUGGUGGCUGAAGGACUGCUGGGGAUGGGGCCUGUGACCUGUGCCUACUCGGAGGAGGAGGUGUGCUGACAUUAAAGGCUGUAUCUGUUGAAGUUCCCCAGUGUGGC